GAUGCCUUGUGGCUUGCUCGUUGGUUGGCUGUAGUUGCCUUUGCCUGUCUGCCAUUUUGGAUUGCUGUGUAGUAUUUGCUGAUCGUUGUGCUUUCAUUGUGGAUUGUUGAGGACUAUUAUUCAAAGCAGCUAUGUUAUUUGCUGUGAUUGAGUUUGAGAAAAACUCAGGUGGAGGAUUAGCUAUUAUUCGUGAAGAGUGGAUGACUCCGAGAAAAAAAGAGUGCUUUUGGCCUCCUUAUAAGAAUUCGAUUGCAUUCAAUAAAUUCCUGUUAAAUUCGAAAGAUACACAUGAAGAAACUUGGCCCACCUAUGAGAUGAAGAGAGUUUUUUAUAGAACAGAUGAUAUUCGGAAAGCUAGAGAGAAGUUGAGGAAAGCAGAAUCAGAUUCUGAAGUUCUCACUGAAUUUGAUGAAGGUGGAAAAGAAAAGCGAAAAAGAAGACCGGUAAAGAAAAUACUAUUCAGUAGUGACAGUGAAGAUGAAGCUCUGGUUACAAAACAAAUUAAAUAUCCAGAACCACCUUCAGAACUACUUGUUGAUGUAGAAGCUCAACACAUCCUGACAACAAAUGAAUCAUUCAUAGCAGGGGAUUCAGAUUUGGAGAAGCCGAUUGAAGAGUCAUGCCUGGUCUCUUCAGAACACACUGCUGGCCACAACAUAUCAUUUACUCCUCAGGGUACAAACAGUGGGCAUUCAGUUACUUCAAGUUCAUCUAAAGGGCUCGAUGUUCUUGCAGGCCAUUUGGCAAGGAUAAAUAGAAGAUUGGAUGAUAUUGAAAAGAAUCAGAGUGAAAUUUUAGCAAGGUUGUGUCCAACAAAGCCUGCUAUGAACAUUAUUCCUCCUGAUAUAAAACUCCCCUGCGAAACAUUGGACGAGAUUAGUGACUUGGAAGAUUGGUUGCUGGACGACACUAAUAAACAAUCUUUGAUCACAAAUUUGAGUCUUCUGGGUGGGAAAAAAGUUGGAAGAGUUGUGCGCAAUAUACUUGAAAAGAUUUUCACCAAUGAUGUUGCCAAACUUUUCAAUUGGACAGGCAGACACAGCAAACGCUGUUUGAGAGAUUUGGCUGUGAUGAAACUCAUACCUGGUGCUGUAAGGAAACAAAAAAAACUUAUCAAGUUCUACGGAUGAUGAAAUAAAUACCAACAUUGCAAAUUGGUUCAGAUUUUCGAAGGAUAGAAAUGGAGGACGAGAGCAAAGACGAAAGGACAAGCCAAGACAAGAUCACCAGGACCAGCAGAGACAGUAAAAAAUACCAUGGUUUAUCAAAAAGAACUAAUUACAGAAAGUUAGCAAAAGAAAAACAAAAAAUCAAACAACAGUUACUUGAAUUGUGCACUCCUGUUGCAAAUUGUGUUCAAUCUGAAAAUAGCACUCAUGAAUCCCAUGAUAACUCACUUGAUAUCUCAAAUCAAUUUGAUAAUUUAUCAGGAAGUAAAGAAAGUUUUCCAUACAGUUCCAGUUCUGAUAGUAGUAUAAGUAGUAGUUUCAGUGAUGUUUCAAAUUAUUCUGACAAUAGGGACACUAAUCAUUAUUAAACGAAAAUCCAAAGUAAAUUCUGUAAACCAGACUUCUGCUUCUGCAAAUAUUGACGACAGGGUGAACAUAUAGAUGGAAAUUUGAUAACAGCUUCUAUCCAAAAAUUAUUACAUCAUGCAGGACUUGCAAAUAAUUUUUAGAUAGUAGCUCUCAUCGAAUUUCGUUCCAGCCGUUUAUCCUUUUGUCAAUAUUUGCAGUAGCAGAAGUCUUCGGGGUGGUUCACAGCAUUUAACUUUGAAUUAUCGUUUACUAAUAAUUAUUUAUUCAUUAGCAUUUGAACAAAUGCAAUUUCUCAUUUUUUCCAUCUGUAAUUUAUCAAAUGUAAUUGUAAUGUAAAUGCAGUUGUAAUGUAAUUUUUCAAAUAGAACAAUGUGUCAUGUGAUACAUAAUUGAUUUGUAAUUUUAAGUGAAAAUGAAUGGCGAAAACCGCCAUUCAAAAAUCGCAGCUGUCGGUAUGUCAUAUUAUUAUUUUUAUGGCACAUUGUCAGUCAAUUUUUGAACCAUUGCCAUAGUCAAUUUUUGAACCUUGAAUUAUGUUCCCUGUAUUAAUCUUUGUAUGUUCUGUUUUUUUUUCAAGAUAAAAUAUUAUUUUAAAAUUUAUCAAUGUUGUACCACGCAUAUUAUAUUAUUUCACAUUAAAAUUAAGUAUGAAAUAA
Nilaparvata lugens (brown planthopper) is the source of this 2194-nucleotide messenger RNA. RefSeq lists its product as uncharacterized. The record is from RefSeq and is a predicted model, not a curated record. NCBI's taxonomy places the organism in Eukaryota, Metazoa, Arthropoda, Insecta, Hemiptera, Delphacidae. The transcript has 7 exons. The coding region runs from base 132 to 1130 and encodes 332 amino acids.